AUGUUUGGUAAAGACAAAGAAGAUAAUUUCUCAAUAGACAACUACGAAUUCCUUCCAGGAACAGUUCACUUAGUAGAUGUUACACACUCCCUUAAUGUCAGAAAAAAUGGAAACGACGGUGAUGGGGACAUUAUAUUACAUCCACAACCAACAUCAAACCCCAAUGAUCCAUUAAAUUGGUCAACACGUAAACGUACUUUUCAAUUUGGUAUAAUUUGGUUUUGGGGGUUUAUGGUAGCUGGUUCUUUAAAUUUUAUGACACCAUUAUAUUCAAGUUGGAUAUCUAGUUAUGGUAUAACUUUGAAUCAAUUAUUGAUUUCGUCCGCUUUAGGGUAUUUAUUUUUGGGAGUUGGUGUUACUUUAGUUCAACCAACGGGGUUGAAAUUAGGUAAACAAUUUGUAUAUAAUUGUUGUACUGUUAUUGCUAUAAUAUCAUGUGGAUUUGGGUCUAAGACUAGUAAUAUAAGUUACAUAUAUGCGUACAAGGCAUUGAUUGGUAUUGCUGCUGCACCAUGUGAUUCAUUAGUUGAAGUUAGUUCUACUGAUAUUUUCUUCCAACAUGAACGAUCAACUGCUAUCUCGUGGUUAUUAAUGGCUUUAUAUGGUGGUACUGAUUUGUUUCCUGUUGCUGCUGGGUAUGUUGCUGAUUCAUUACCUUGGACUUGGUGUUAUUAUAUUCAAAUUUUUAUUUAUGGUGGGUUGUUUUUGGUUCAAUUGUUUUUCAUGGAGGAUACUACUUUCAGACGUGGUAACCAGGCUGAAGCUGAAUUGGAAGAAGGCAUAUUAAACCAAAUUAAGUCUUAUGAAACUAUACAAGAACAAAGAAUUAACUCAAGAAUUGAAACUGAUGAGAAGAAACCAACAGAUUCAGAAGAGAUAGACGUACAAUCAGUAUCCAACAGUGGGGAAGACAUUCCAAAAAAGACAUACUUGCAAAAACGUAAUUGGAUCCAUACAGAAUAUAACGAUGUGAGAAGCUGGAUACAAAUCUUCAUAAGACCAUUUUAUCUUAUUACAUUCCCAGCAGUAGUAUGGAGUGGAUUAAUCUAUGGAGGACAAAUGUGUUGGCUUUCCCUUUUGAUAAAUUUAUCAUCGAGUAUCUAUUCCAAACCACCUUAUAAUUUCAGUGAUGGAGUUGUUGGAUUGACGAGUUUAGGUAUAUUUGUUGGAAACGUUGUUGGUAUGUUUUAUGGUGGAACUUUUGUUGAUUGGUUAAGUAUCAAAUUAGCUACUAGAAAUCAUGGUAUAUUAGAACCAGAACAUAGAUUACAAGCUAUGCUUGUACCAACAGUUUUAAAUGCUGCUGGAAUAUUAGCAUUCGGAUUAAGUGCUCAUUACGGAGCAUCUUACUGGGUCAGUAUAAUCAUUGGAAUGGGAUUCAUGGGAUUUGCAAUGACUUCUUCAGGUACGAUAUGUGUUGUUUAUGCAGUCGAUAGUUAUGAAAAAUUAGCUAGUGAAUCGAUUGUAUUGAUGUUAUUUAUUAGAAAUAUGAUUGGGAUGGCUUUUACUUUUGGUAUUGGACCAUGGAUUGAUGAACAAGGAAUUUUUAAAACUACUUGGGUUAUGUUUGGAUUAUCUAUAUUUAUCAAUGGUUCUUAUUUGGUUAUGAUUAAGUAUGGAAAGGCAUGUAGACGUUGGACUAGGGAGAGAUAUGAGAGAGUUACUCAAGAGCAAUAUUUCAAUUUAUCAGCCUCACCAGAAUUUCAACUUUAUAUUAACCUUUAUCCGCUUUCACUUCAAUUUCAACAUUUACCUACUACUUUUCUUUCAAUUUCAACAAUGAGUGAAAUGCAUCCACAGUCAUUAUUUAUCCUAGGUUCAACAGGUCUAGUUGGAACACAAGUCACCAAAUACGCCCUUUUAUCAAAACAUUUUAAUAAAGUGGUUACAUUAACUAGAUCAGUUCCAGAUUUCGCCACUCCAGAAAAUUCUCCCAAAUUAGAUUCAAUAGUCAAUAAAACCACAGAAGAAUGGGGUUCAGUUAUUGAAAAAUUACCAGAACAUCCCAAAGCAUAUAUUUCUUCAUUUGGUACAACUAGAGCAAAAGCUGGUAGUGCUGAAAAUUUUAAAAAAAUCGAUUAUGGUAUAAAUUAUGAAUGUGCAAAAGCUGCUAAAUCUAAUGGUGCAACUACUUGUGUUUUAGUAAGUGCAAUGGGAGCAGAUGCUAAAUCUCCAUUUUUAUAUAUGAAAACAAAAGGAGAACUUGAAGAUGCUAUUAAGGCUCUUGAUUUCCAAUAUACUAUUAUAUUAAGACCUGGUGUAUUAAUUGGUGAUAGGAAAGAUAAUCAUGGGUUUGGAAAUUCGUUAGCUAUGACUGUGGGAAGAUGGACUAAAGGUACUUGGUUUUCACCUUUAACCAGAGCUAUUGAUGCUAGUGAUGUUGGUAAGAUUGCUAUUGAUUUUGCUGAGAGAGGGUUGAAGGGUGAUUUGAGGGAGAGUGUUUUGAUUGUUGGUGGUGCUGAAUUAGUUGAAUUAGUUGAAGAUUUAAAAGUAGUUUAA
This is a messenger RNA of Lodderomyces jiufengensis, 2499 nucleotides long. RefSeq lists its product as uncharacterized. Gene Ontology annotation, cellular component: fungal-type vacuole. The transcript has 2 exons. Gene Ontology annotation, molecular function: transmembrane transporter activity. Gene Ontology annotation, biological process: transmembrane transport. The coding region runs from base 1 to 2499 and encodes 832 amino acids. The record is from RefSeq and is a predicted model, not a curated record. Lineage: Eukaryota; Fungi; Ascomycota; Pichiomycetes; Serinales; Debaryomycetaceae.